Messenger RNA from Entrophospora sp. SA101, 720 nucleotides. NCBI's taxonomy places the organism in Eukaryota, Fungi, Glomeromycota, Glomeromycetes, Entrophosporales, Entrophosporaceae. The record is from the annotation of a GenBank genome assembly.
AUGUCACAAGUGUCAUCAGCAAUGUCAUUAUGUUGUGAGAAGUUAACACUUUGGAUUCUUGUUGAAGGUGAUCCAGGUCCUACACAAUUUCCUGUUGAAUGGAACACCUCACCACCAAACUUGGAUGAUCUUGCAUGUAAACUUCGUACUCUUGUCACGAAUUUGAGCACAACUGAUGCAAGUCCUUUGGUUGUAUGUUACCCAUUCUCUAGUUCUGAAGAAGAUAAAAAGCAAAGUGGUGAAGAACAGGUUGAAAAUGAGUUUGCACUCAAUAAAGUAGCGGAGAAAAUUAAACUGAAUGAAAGUGGUGAAUAUGAGAUCAGAAAGAAGGCAUAUGGAGAAUGGGAAAUAAGUGAAGUUUUUGAGAAGUUACUGCAUAAGAGUGGAUCAUCAGUAGGUGACAUCAAUCAGUUUGACAUAGAAAAAUUUACACAACCAGAUCCAGAAAUUUCUGAUGAUAUAGUUAAUUCCUUUAUUGGUGAACUCAAGAGAAAAAAAAAGACCUUUAUUCACAUUAAUCGUAAUGAGAGCACCUGCAGAGAGUUUAUUUCUGCUUUUAUGACUGCAGCUGUUGAACAUGUCCAGUUAAAAGAAAGUAAACUUUGUCUCAAGAGUAAAGAGUGGCUUGAUGGAAGUCAUGGUUUUGGUCCUGUUGAAUAUUCUGUACAUCUUGAGGAAUUUGUUUUAUUUGUCUGUGAAGCUAAAAAAAGAGGAUUUUGA